Molecule: messenger RNA, 2061 nt
Organism: Procambarus clarkii (red swamp crayfish)
Lineage: Eukaryota; Metazoa; Arthropoda; Malacostraca; Decapoda; Cambaridae
Source: RefSeq, a predicted model, not a curated record
AUGCGUCUCACUCCGUCCAUUGUUUCCAAGGGCCUGGGCAUCGCUGCCCUACAGCCGUGGGUAGAGGGCGUGGGCAUCGCUGCCCUACAGCCUUGGGUAGAGGGCCUGGGCAUCGCUGCCCUACAGCCUUGGGUAGAGGGCGUGGGCAUCGCUGCCCUACAGCCGUGGGUAGAGGGCCUGGGCAUCGCUGCCCUACAGCCGUGGGUAGAGGGCGUGGGCAUCGCUGCCCUACAGCCUUGGGUAGAGGGCGUGGGCAUCGCUGCCCUACACCCGUGGGUAGAGGGCGUGGGCAUCGCUGCCCUACACCCGUGGGUAGAGGGCGUGGGCAUCGCUGCCCUACAGCCGUGGGUAGAGGGCGUGGGCAUCGCUGCCCUACAGCCGUGGGUAGAGGGCGUGGGCAUCGCUGCCCUACAGCCUUGGGUAGAGGGCGUGGGCAUCGCUGCCCUACACCCGUGGGUAGAGGGCCUGGGCAUCGCUGCCCUACAGCCGUGGGUAGAGGGCGUGGGCAUCGCUGCCCUACAGCCGUGGGUAGAGGGCCUGGGCAUCGCUGCCCUACAGCCGUGGGUAGAGGGCGUGGGCAUCGCUGCCCUACAGCCGUGGGUAGAGGGCGUGGGCAUCGCUGCCCUACAGCCGUGGGUAGAGGACCUGGGCAUCGCUGCCCUACAGCCGUGGGUAGAGGGCGUGGGCAUCGCUGCCCUACAGCCGUGGGUAGAGGGCGUGGGCAUCGCUGCCCUACAGCCGUGGGUAGAGGACCUGGGCAUCGCUGCCCUACAGCCGUGGGUAGAGGGCGUGGGCAUCGCUGCCCUACACCCGUGGGUAGAGGGCGUGGGCAUCGCUGCCCUACAGCCGUGGGUAGAGGGCGUGGGCAUCGCUGCCCUACAGCCGUGGGUAGAGGGCGUGGGCAUCGCUGCCCUACACCCGUGGGUAGAGGACCUGGGCAUCGCUGCCCUACAGCCGUGGGUAGAGGGCGUGGGCAUCGCUGCCCUACAGCCGUGGGUAGAGGGCGUGGGCAUCGCUGCCCUACACCCGUGGGUAGAGGGCCUGGGCAUCGCUGCCCUACACCCGUGGGUAGAGGGCGUGGGCAUCGCUGCCCUACACCCGUGGGUAGAGGACCUGGGCAUCGCUGCCCUACAGCCGUGGGUAGAGGGCGUGGGCAUCGCUGCCCUACAGCCGUGGGUAGAGGGCGUGGGCAUCGCUGCCCUACAGCCUUGGGUAGAGGGCGUGGGCAUCGCUGCCCUACACCCGUGGGUAGAGGGCGUGGGCAUCGCUGCCCUACAGCCGUGGGUAGAGGGCGUGGGCAUCGCUGCCCUACACCCGUGGGUAGAGGGCGUGGGCAUCGCUGCCCUACACCCGUGGGUAGAGGGCCUGGGCAUCGCUGCCCUACAGCCUUGGGUAGAGGGCGUGGGCAUCGCUGCCCUACAGCCGUGGGUAGAGGGCCUGGGCAUCGCUGCCCUACACCCGUGGGUAGAGGGCGUGGGCAUCGCUGCCCUACAGCCGUGGGUAGAGGGCCUGGGCAUCGCUGCCCUACAGCCGUGGGUAGAGGGCGUGGGCAUCGCUGCCCUACAGCCGUGGGUAGAGGGCGUGGGCAUCGCUGCCCUACACCCGUGGGUAGAGGGCGUGGGCAUCGCUGCCCUACACCCGUGGGUAGAGGGCCUGGGCAUCGCUGCCCUACACCCGUGGGUAGAGGGCGUGGGCAUCGCUGCCCUACAGCCGUGGGUAGAGGGCGUGGGCAUCGCUGCCCUACACCCGUGGGUAGAGGGCGUGGGCAUCGCUGCCCUACAGCCGUGGGUAGAGGGCGUGGGCAUCGCUGCCCUACACCCGUGGGUAGAGGGCGUGGGCAUCGCUGCCCUACAGCCGUGGGUAGAGGGCGUGGGCAUCGCUGCCCUACACCCGUGGGUAGAGGGCGUGGGCAUCGCUGCCCUACAGCCGUGGGUAGAGGGCGUGGGCAUCGCUGCCCUACAGCCGUGGAUCAACAACAAUGUCAUGUGGAGCCCUCAGUGUACCCUGAUGUCCUCGGGGCACAACCACAUCUUUACUUAUUUCAUCAAAUUUACGUACUAA